This is a messenger RNA of Fusarium sp. VM40, 1764 nucleotides long. Lineage: Eukaryota; Fungi; Ascomycota; Sordariomycetes; Hypocreales; Nectriaceae. The record is from the annotation of a GenBank genome assembly.
AUGGCUACUACGCAAGCGCAAAAGUCCGACCGACUUCGAUGCACCAUUAUUGGAGCUGGUGUCUCUGGUAUUCUUAUAGCUUACAAGCUUAAGCAACAUCUCAAUGAUUUUGUCGAUUUCCAGAUUUUCGAAAAGUCGCCAGAAAUUGGUGGAACGUGCUAUGCAUCUUCCCAGGAAAUCCAAGCUUAUCUGAAAGGCGUUGUCAAAUAUUUCGAUCUCGAGCGAUACAUAACUUUCAACUCCAAAGUUGAGUCAGCACGAUGGUCUGAAGAAGCGGGCACUUGGACAAUAGAGUUGAAUGAUGGCACUCUUGUUACGUCUGAAGUCCUUGUCAAUGCUGGCGGCAUUCUCAAUCACCCACAGCUACCCAACGUAGAGGGCCUGUCUACGUUCUCUGGGCCAAUGCUGCAUACUGCCUCUUGGGACUCCUCAAUUGACUUGAGAGGAAAGCGAAUUGGAGUGAUUGGCGCAGGAGCUAGUGCCAUCCAACUGAUCCCCUCAAUCCAACCUCUGGUUAAAGACAUGAAGGUGUUUAUCCGGACACCUUCCUGGAUCGCACCUCCAGUUGCCCUACCAGAUUCCAAUGCGACAAACUAUUUUUAUAGUUCUGAGGAGAAGGAGCGUUUCGAAGGCCAUAAAGACACGUACCUCGCCACGAGGAAAGGUCUCGAAGACCAGUUCAACGGAAUGUUCCGCAUCUUCCUCAAAGCAAGCGAUGAGCAAAGAAACAUAAGGAAUCUUUUUGAAUCCCGAAUGAAACAGCUCAUCCCUGAUAAGAAGCUUCAAGAAAAGCUGAUUCCCCAAUUUGAGACUGGUUGCCGACGAAUCAAUCCGGGCGAAGGAUUCCUUACUGCUCUGCAAAAGUCAAACGUCGAGCCUGUUUUUGACUCGAUUCAAAAAGUCACUUCAAAUGGGAUCGUGGCGGGCGACAAAGAGUAUCUGGUUGAUGUACUGGUGGCAGCAACUGGAUUCAAUACGACCUUUAGACCACGAUUCCCCAUUAUUGGUCGGAAUGGAGUCAACCUCCAAGACUUAUGGCAAGAUGAUCCGGCUUCAUACCUGGGAGUUGGAGUAGCGGGGUUUCCCAACUACCUCAUCUUUUUGGGACCAAAUACGCCAAUCUCCAACGGAAGUCUGAUGGGCUCUGUAGAGGCAACUGCCGACUACUUCAUCCGUCUCAUCCACAAGAUGAUCCGCCAACGCGUCAAGUCCUUUGAAGUUCGCAGCGACGCCCAAGAAGAUUUCAACACCCAUACACAGAAAGCGAUGCAGGAUAUGGUAUGGACUGGAACAUGUAGGAGCUGGUACAAACAGGGGACGAACGGAAAGGUGACUGGUAUCUGGGCAGGAAGUUCUCUUCACUAUAUCCAGGUACUCUCUGAAGAUCGGUGGGAAGACUAUGAGUGGGAACACAAGUCAGAAAGGUACAGUUACUGGGGCCAAGGCCUUUCCUGGAUCGAAGAACCCGACCUCGAUCCGUUGGGUGCCAGAAGGCAGGACAUGCUUGAGGCGAUGACUACCAUUCCGAAAAAAGAUUCUGACUUGAGCUUCUAUCUAUGGAAGAGUGAUCCUUUGCCCGAUGGCUGUAUACCUGAUGUGGGCUUGGACAAGACUACGGCAGGAGAAAUGCAGAGGGGGCAAAGGUUGACCUGGGAUGAGGGUCUGCCUAAGGAUGUAGGCGACGGUCACUUGAAUGACCCUUCAGCGGCUGUUGCAAGUAUUGAUACACACGUCAACGGUACAGUCAUAUCUGCACCUGUUUAG